Pelodiscus sinensis (Chinese soft-shelled turtle) is the source of this 4884-nucleotide messenger RNA. NCBI's taxonomy places the organism in Eukaryota, Metazoa, Chordata, Testudines, Trionychidae. The record is from RefSeq and is a predicted model, not a curated record.
CUUUCUUAGGGGCUGCAGGGACAUGCCAGCCCCUUCCAGGAGCAGCAGUUACCAUAGGAAUAAAUACUUCAGCCAUGACAGAUUAGGCAUUUGAGAACUCACUACUCAAAGAAUUAAAUUUAAACAUGAGAGAAAUCAAAAUUAUAAAAUGCACAGAUCAGUCAAAAACCAAAUAUAAACACGUUUUGCAAGUAGUAAAAGUAGUAACAACAACAGUAUGUGUUUGGUCAGGAGUUGAGGUUGAAGGACAACUGGUGUUUGUGAGAAUGACUGAGACACACACAAUGUGUGAAAGUGACAGAUUUACAUUGCCAAGCUCCCUCCAUCCCCUUUUCCCUAUGUUGGAACAGGGUACAAUAGUGGGGGGAGGAGGGACACCCUGACAGCACACACACCCUUCUCCCUCUCACACCCUGCACAGCAAGCAGGAGCUCCUAGGGGUGCAGUUCCAAGGCAAAAGCAGCAUGACAGCAGGUGGAGGGGCAGCUGAAGUACCAGCGCUUGAUAGCUUCUUGGCUAAACCAGUGAAGAUCACCUGUCAGAGGCUUCAAGAUCUGCUGGUAGAUCCUGAUCUACUAGUUGGAGAACACUGUCGUAUGGCAUACUAAUACGAUCUAAUAUCAGUCAUCAGCUGAAGGUGAUUUGAAACUUCCUAAGCUCAAAGCCACAUCAGAAGAGAUGAAGCUUUUCAUAUAUGGUGCUUACUAUCUACAUUAUAGUUUAUCAGGGGAAAAAACCUUCCUAACAUUUCCUCAGAAUGAAGAUUUUGAAACUGUUUAAUUUUGUACUUGCAAAUUGUUUAAUAAUGGUCAUUGGCAACUCGACACUACAGAGUUGUUUUCAAGAGCAGCUCAGACUCAAGGCUCAGGUGAGACUUCUGGAGUAUCGUGUGAAACAGCAGCAGGUAAAAAUUGUGCAGCUCUUACAGGAAAAGGAGAUUCAAUACAGUGACCAGGAAGAUGAAAACAGUUUUAUUGAUCUAGGAGAAAAAAGACAAUAUGCAGAUUGUGCAGAGAUCUACAACGAUGGAUAUAAACGCAGUGGAUUUUACAAGCUGAAAUCUUUCCAGAGCCCUAGUGAGUUCCUCGCCUACUGCGACAUGUCAGAUGGGGGAGGCUGGACUGUUUUUCAGAGACGUUCUGAUGGCAGCCAGAAAUUUGAUAGAGUCUGGACUGACUAUGAACAAGGUUUUGGGAAUUUUGCUUCGGCAGAUGGUGAAUACUGGCUUGGAAAUAAAAAUCUUCACUAUCUCACAAAUCAAGGUAACUAUACCCUAAGAAUUGAUCUCUCUGAUUUUGAAGGAGAACGGCGCUUUGCCCAAUAUAAAAGCUUCAGAGUUGCAGAUGAAGAGAGUUCAUACCAGCUAAGCUGUGGUGAAUACUCUGGCACUGCUGGUGACUCCCUUACUGGAGGUUUUCAUCCUGAAGUGAAAUGGUGGGCUGAUCUCCGAGGAAUGAAAUUUAGUACACGAGACAGAGACAAUGACAACUAUGAAGGGAACUGUGCUGAGGAGGACACAUCUGGUUGGUGGUUUAACAGGUGUCACUCUUCCAACCUGAAUGGUGUGUACUACAAAGGACCUUAUACAGCUAAGACAGACAAUGGAAUUGUUUGGUACACAUGGCAUGGGUGGUGGUAUUCUCUGAAAUCUGUUGUCAUGAAGGUCAGACCGGCAGAUUUUGAACCUAAUGUUGUUUAAGUAUCUAGUUAAUAUAAUUCAUCUAGUUAAUCUUUUAGCAAAUACAUGCAAAUUAAACCAGUGGGCAGGUUCUUUCCCUCCCAUCCUCAGCCCCAGAAACCUGUAUAAAUCUGGAAUAACUUCAUUAAAAUCAUUGGUGUUUCAUGGCUAUACGUGAAAAUAGAAUCUGGCUUUGAAUCGGGAGAUACAAAUAAUGUGCAUGGGAUUGCAGACUGGACAAAAUUCUCUCUGGGUUUAUGGCAACUUCCAUCUCUAAAAUACUUAGCAGUAGGUUCCUAGAAGUAUCAGGAACUUCCAGGUGCCAAAGUGGGUGGUAUUGGUCAGGAAGGAGGAGUGCAUUACUUUUGUAGCUUCUGAUGGUGAGGCUCCUUUGGAUUCCCUAGUGCCGUGGCCACCAACCAGUAGAUCGCGAUCUACCGGUAGAUCUCGGAGGCUCUAAGAGUAGCUCUUGAGCCCUCUCUGAACUUCCUCAUUUGAGGAGCAGCUACUCACCGAGCAACAGCACAGGUGAGUAGCUGCGAGAAAUGGUGCGAUUUUUUUUUUUUUUUAAGUAGCAGUAUAAGGAUUGCGGAUAGCAAGUGAUGGAGAGGAGGAGACUAGAGAGGGUGGGGCUUCAAGGAAGGGGCGGGGCGGUAGCUCUUGGCUUGGUCUGUCAUUUAAAAAGUGAUCUUGGGUGUAAAAAGGUUGGAGACCACUGCCCUGGUGGAAUUUAAAGCAGUUUACAGAGGCAGAACCUCUGAAGGAUAACAGUGGGAAUAUCACCUGCCCUCUCUUAGGACAAGAGAUUAGGUUGCACAAAGGUGCAAUUGGUACCUUCUGGGAACUAGGGGUACAGGAGCAGGUGCCAAAUUGGUCCACACUGUUUUGGAUUUUUUUUCAUUUGAAAACCAUUUCUAUCUAAAUAUUUAUAAAAAUAAAUUCAUUAUAUUGUCUUAAAAAGCAAUGCGACUAUGUAUUACACACAAAAAUAACAUUCCAAGAAUGUUAGGGGUGAUCAGUACACAAAAUGGACCAUGUCUGGGAAUGAAUCUUAGUUGUGAAGAGUGAAUGUGGUGUUUGUAGGAUACCUGUGUCAUUUGUUGCAGAGAUUGGAAGAUGUGUAGUGAAGGAGGCAGAACUCUGGAAGAAGAUUGUCUUGUGGCUAAGACACUUUGCUAGCCUAGAAAAUUCUACCAUAGAGUUCUUCUGUGAUGUUGGCAAGCUUUUUAAACCAAAUUUUUCACACAUGGCCAUUAAUAAAGUAUUCCUCAUUUUCUGAGUGCCUGAGUAGAGCAAUUAUAACCCAUACAUCUCUUAGGUGUAGUGUACUGUCCCAUCUAAUGGCACCGAGACUACUUACAGAAAGAGUAAUGAAUCUGCUCUACAGCCGAAGUUGUGAGCCAGCUGGCUUCUAGCUCAUGUGGUAGAGGCAUAUGCACUAAGCUCCAGAAGUCUCAGGUUCAGUUCUGCCUCUGUGUUACACUCUUACAACUGCAAUUGAAGCCAAUGGCAAUUGUGCUUUGAACAUACAGUGUGAGAUAUAACUCCAAGUACUCUGAAAGAUCACAUCCUAGUUGUUUCAAACUGAGUAGCCAAAAUUAGUGGACAAAGGGGAGCUGGAACCAUUUGUGUAAUGGGGGUGCUGAGAGCCAGUGAACCAAAUUAAAAAUCCUGAAUCCAUUUCAAUUCAGAGGUUACUGCUAUAUCCCCCAGCACAGCUAGUUUCAGCACCUAUGAGUGGGCAUGCUGUGUACUGAAUGGGGCAGAGGUUCAGUGGAAAAAAGUAUGUAUAAUCCUGUAAUUAAAGACUGUAUUAUAGUACAUAGGCACAAGGGAGCCAAAUUAAGGUUAUUUGGGCAAUUUUGGUUCUGGGAGUACCUAAUUUGAGUGUUUGUUUCAGCAAACUUAACAUUCUUUUAAUGUCAUUUUUGUGUGUGUAAUUUUGAAAAAGCUGAACACCUGCUGCUCCCAGCAUUUCCAUCAUGACACCCAGCAGGGUUGGAACCUUUAGAUCCACUGCACAGACACCUGCCACUUGAACUCAUGAAGUAAUCGAUAAUAGUAUCCAUUUGCCUUCUGUCUGAACUAGUGACUAGUGGGGAGAUGAAACACACCUUUUCCCAGAGGGUUUUGCAGAUAUGUGCAGACAGCAAAGGAAUAAUGGGACUUAGAAAUCUUGACUUUCAGUCUAAGUUCUGAAGUAUAGCAUGUUUCACAGGUAACACAGACUCUUGUGAGCCUUUCAACAAGACUGGCCUCUUCUGUCACUGUUCUAUUUAGCCUGUACCUUUUCCAGUCCUAGCUGUUCCCUUUCUUGCAGAUCCUUUCCUAACUAGUCCCAGUCUAGAUCUCCCCUGAGUCCUCACUCCACUUCCCACUGUCCUUGCCCAGUCAGAUCCAGACUCCCCCUUCCAAGACCCAGUCUUCUCCUGUCUCAGACUUGCUAUUCCAGUUUCCUUUCUCAAUCCGUCCCAUUGUUCACAUACUCCUCUCCCACAGGCUUCUCAUCCAAUCUCAACAUAGCACCCCUCUCCUUCCCCUGGAUUCCAAUUCUGCUAAUCUCAGUCCCCCUCACCAGGGUCCUUGUUCCAAUCUACUCUCUCAUACACUGACCCUCCCCCUCCCAAAUCUGGCUCUUGACCCUUCUGCAUUCAGGUGAGGAAGUUUCUUCCCCCAACUGUUUGGGGGCCUUAAGGGGAAAGCUCACAAGCCCAGUAGAGAAAGCUUUCCUGAUAACAGCCAGCCACAGCAGCCAGAAGAAGCAAAUUCAGGCAAAGUAUUACUCUGCCCCCGUAGCUAUGCAAUGGAGUAGGAAAGCAGAGAGAGUGAUUGGAUAAUUGAACUACAAAGCCUACUGGUCAUGUGUAAACAGACUUUUCAAAAGCUUAUCAUUUGGCCAGAUCUGGGUGGGGUUUUUUUUCUUUAAGAAAAAGCAAAAGAUACAUCCCGAACUUAUAUUUUUCAUGUUCCUGUUCCAAAGCAUUGCAGUACUAGAGCUUUUCAACUGAACAGCUGUAAGAAUUGUUUAAUCUCAUUGUAGGAAAUGGCUAAACUGUUUUUGAUUAAACUUGCCUCUCCUUUCUUUGUCUAAAAAAGAAAGAAGAAAGUUAGCCUCAGGCAGAUAUCCAGCAUGGAAAAAAAAUCAGCCCAAACAGUUCAAGUUUGGCAAAGCUAUAACCAUCAGACAACAAGAUCUUACAAUGGAA